Molecule: messenger RNA, 2335 nt
Organism: Osmia lignaria (orchard mason bee)
Lineage: Eukaryota; Metazoa; Arthropoda; Insecta; Hymenoptera; Megachilidae
Product: MTOR-associated protein MEAK7
Biological process (GO): response to oxidative stress
Cellular component (GO): nucleus
Source: RefSeq, a predicted model, not a curated record
CAGCAGUCGAUAGGCGCACUGUUAGCAGACUACCCGUACUCGACUAACCUCAAAAUAUUUUAUUUAUCAAGAAGGUUGCGGACCGGUCUCCGACGAGUUCCGUCCUGGAACUUCGUCUCGGAUGAAUCGUGAAAGGUUUUAAAAAUAAAAAAGUACGCGGUCCAACGCGUACUUUUACCGUCGUGAUUCGUUUCGAAUCGAAGUUAUAGGUGAAACAGGCAAAGUGUAUGGAUUGUGGUGCAAAGCGUUCCUCGCGUUCGAAAGAUGGGUCAUGGUACGAGCCGUUCCGCAUCCUCUGCGAAUAUACUUUCCGCGGACGAGCUGACCUUAGUGGAGAAUUUGUUCAAGUCCAUGUCCCGUAGUUCUGGUUCCAUAAAACGCGAAGACAUAUUUAAGCACUGGUCAUCCCAUUUAGACGACGUAUUAUUGCAAUUUGUGGUAAGAUUCCUAUGUCACGAACCCGGAAAGAGAGUAUCUACUAUCAAUGGAGAGAAUUUUGGACGGUUAUACGUGUUUGCCGUUCGUGGUAGUCCAGAGGAGAGAACUAGUUUAAUUUUCAAUGGUUUCUCAGAAGAGGAACAGAAACAUGAAAUACCCACCAGUGCGUUCCUUCAAUAUGUACAAGCUACUAUAAAUUCUUAUUUAAAACUGCAGAAGAGUUCUGGAAAUGCCCAUUAUCUAACUUGGAGCAGUAUUGGCUGUACAGUAAAUACCAGGAGAAUAGGAAUGCGUUCUAGAAGUCUGUGCGAAGAUCUGGUUAAGCACAGUGACUCUUUAACCAUAGAUCAAAUUGAAAAUUGGUUCUCCAUGGCUGGUACGUUCAAGGUGAUUCAGUCGCACGUCUUCCAGUGCCUUUUCUUGGUCUCCCAGAAGAAAGGAGACAAGAACACCAGUGCUAGAAUAAACGAUUUGAACCUUCUACCGAUCUGCAGAGGUUUAGAAAAUAUACCACAUUUCCCUAGUAUUCUCGGGCUGGGCGACGUUCUAUUCUUGAAUCUAAGCUUGCCUCAAGAAGUUCGCAACGAAUGGAGAUUCUUGUUCUCCAGUCAAGUUCAUGGAGAAUCAUUUUCCACUAUGCUAGGAAGAAUUACUAUGCAAGGAGCCACGAUCAUGAUACUUCAAGAUACGGACGACCACGUAUUCGGUGGUUUCGCUUCAGACAGUUGGGCGAUCGGGCCAAAUUUCAUAGGAAAUCAAACUUCUUUUCUCUUCAAAUUAGAACCAGACAUAUUAACGUUUUCCUCGUCCGGUUACAACAAUCAUUACCAGUAUCUGAAUCUUCAUCAACAAACUAUGCCUAACGGUUUGCUGAUGGGCGGCCAACUAAAUUACCCUGGUCUCUGGCUAGAUUGGGAGUACGGGAAUGGUAAAUCCAGCGUAUCGUGUACGACCUUCCAGAACUACGUACAACUCAGUGGCAAAGAAAACUUCAAGAUCAAACACUGCGAGGUAUGGGGUGUAGGCCCAAUUCCAGAGGUAGAAGAAGACUUGCGUGAUUCGAGAUCGGUUCUGGAUCAAGAUUCCACCUCGAAAGUUAUGUUGCAAUUGGCUGGACGAAAGAUGUACAGCGAGGAUUUGAAGGAGGUGAAAGAGUAGUUGCGAUACCAGAGAUUCGCAUGAAACUACAACUAUCUGUCAGGCUAUUUCAAGUAUACCAACAGCUUCCUAGAACAAGAGUCAUUGUAAAACAGUAUCUGUAAUGCGAUGAGAUAAAAAUAAUAACGAUCGUAGAUUUACGUUUGUACUUAUAAUUUCGUUUCUAAACGGCUAAAUAGAAACAAUCGGUUAUGAAUUACACGAACGAUCGUCAUCGUCAUCGUCAGCAAAUGAUAAAAUUAAAUUGCGUUUCGUAAGCUUCUUGUAUACUAACACGUUUCUUUCCACCUGCCUCGACUGUUAAUUUAAUCGAAAAGAAAGUUUCACAUAUCCUCUGCAACGGCCUGUCAUAUCAAUCAUAUCUACGACUUUAGUCUGCCAUGUAACGCUACCUACGAACACCAUGUCGCGAUAUUUAACAAACAGAUAUACAUAAUAUCGUACGAGUUGCUGUGUCUUUUGAAUGCCUAUUAUCUAGUGCCUGGUGAGUCAUCAAUCAUUUUUAAUCAGAGUUCUUGAUAACCUGAUCAAACUCUAUCGAUGAAACGUACAACAUGGAUUGCUACCAUUGUUAUAUAAGACUAUAUGGAUGUAUGUAUGUAUGGAUGUGCGCGCGGAUGUAUGUUAUUGGUAUUUGAAUUCACGCAAACGGGUUGGUUGCGUCGUCGACGAAAGAAACCCAAGGGAAAAACACCGCAUUGUUAUUCGGUAUGUUAAGAGUUCAAUAAAGAAUUGAAAC